CGUUAGAUUCUUGGGUAACGCAGCCCCCAAGGUGCUCAUAACGGCCAAGGUUUUCAAAAAAACCCAAAAAACUUCUCCCGAAAUGAUCACGUGACGGGGGGAACGAUGGUGCACUGCCCCCCUGUGUGUCGGUGACCCUACAUCUACUGUGACCCACGCGGCACAUCAAAGUGACCGGCGGAUGCGCCUGUGGCAAGGUGUCCUACACGUGUGACGUCCAGCGCGUGGCAGGCGCGCGCCAAGGAAACAGGUCCGCGGGCCAGGUGCGAGCUCGAGCCAUCGAGACAAGAUGGCGACCGUGGGAGGGGGACAGGUAGCGGGAGGGGAGGAGUGGGGAAAAGACAGAAAUCUGAGCAAAGCUCGCAGCUAGGUAUGAUAGGCGGUGGUUUCGUUUUGGCCGAGGGGACAGGGGACCAAGAAAGAUCAAGGACCUCAUCUCUCUCUCUAGCACGAGAGAUGGCGAGCGCUGGUGAAGGAGGGGGCGGUGCCACAGCAGCUGCCAAUCACCCAGCGCACGGGCGGUGCUUGCUGCCUCCCUGUGAUUGGCCAGCCUCACAAGUGGGGGGAGGUGAGGCGCAGCAGCCAGGCACGCGCCUCAAACUGGAUGGUGCGCCCCUCGCGCGCGCAUUUGGCACACGACAGGCACGAGCCGCGGCGGAAACCCAAAAGGGGAGAAGACACCACAAGGAUCGGCGGGGAAUCGCCCCACAAUUUCGGACUAGAUUUUCUCACAUCUUGGACUAGAAAAAACAAACAAAAAAAUCAAAAAAUUUAAUUAACGAGAGAAAAACUUGUGCGUGCCUCUUCUGGAACCCAGCACCUGCUUUGUGCAACGGAGGCACCGCCUGGCUGCAAGCGUUCCUCCUGCACACCGUCCUCCCCUGCCAAGAAAAGAAGAAUAAUAAAAAUGCCGGCGACGCUUACUCCGCUGAUAACGACAACAACGACGAUGGCAGCGAUGGCGAAGACGACGACCAUCAGCAGCAUCCCUGUGCGCGCCAUCCCGGUGCCCAACACCAACAAGCUCAUCCUGGCCGGACCCUGCAUCGUGCUGCGCACAGCCACCGUGGCCGAGGCUCUCCGCCAGGAGCGCAAGCUCGAGGCCGCCAUCACCACCACCACCGCCAGCUCCACCACCACCAACAGCAGCACCUCCACCACCCCUGCAGCUUUGACCCACAGGACGGCGGCAUCCAAGACUCCGCAGAGUCCAGAGCUGCUGCGGUGCAAGCGGCGAGCGGAUAUCGGGCGGCUGGGUUUUCCGGAAGCCAAGCCGGCGUCGGUGUCGCGGCGGAACGCUCGCGAGCGGAACCGCGUGAAGCUGGUCAACCUGGGGUUCGAAACCCUGCGCGAGCACGUGCCGAACGGCAAGAAGAACCGCAAGAUGAGCAAGGUGGAGACGCUGCGGUCGGCCGUCGAGUACAUCCGGCAGAUGCAGCAGAUGCUGCGCAACUACGACGCCGAGACGGGGAGCGUCACCGAAAAAGUCCUCAUCAACAUCGACGACAGCGAUAACACCAUCGGUGGCGGCUGCAGCAGCAGUGACGAGGACAACGGGAUGUGCGGCGAGAUACCGCUCGUCCUGGCGCCUGCUGGUGCUGCUACAUCGGUCCCCGCCACCAUCGUCGCCGAUGCUUCAACUACGACGUGUGCAACCACAACUGUCGGUGUGGCGCCUGUUGUGACCACCAUCGGAGGCUGUGAGAAAAUGAUCAUCGAUAGUGUGAAUAAUAAUAAUAAUAACAACAACAGCAUCAUCAACAACAACAGUAUCAAGGUGGUCAACCUCAACAAAAACUCCAUCAGCAUCGCCAGCGCUGGCAAGAACAACACCGGCAGCAAUAACACCACCAAAGAUGUCAGCAACCUCAACUUCAUCAACCUCUUGCCUGCCCCGGCCCUCGCCAACGCCGGCUCUCAGACUUUCACAGUAUUCACGCUUCCAUUCCAUCAGUCGCUCUCGCCAAACCUCAUCACGGACGAGAUUUUUAUCUCCAAUUCUUCGGUGCCACAGAACCCGAGUAUUUUAACUUCCUCCGGAAUAAACGCCUUGAGUGGGAACAUCACAACUUUUACCAACUUGCAGACCCUCGCCACCCUGUCUGGCACCCGGGGUAUUUCUUUGUCCUUCGCAGGGCCUGUGCAGGACUUACAUCAGAAACAGCCGCAACAACAACAGCAACAACAUCAGCAGCAAAACAUAUCCGUCACAUCAACAGAACAAUGUCAUCCGGGUGUGACAGCCUGCAUAGACCAGCAGGAACAACUGCUGCAGCAUCAGCACAACGAACAGCACAACCACCAGCAGCAACUGAUGUCGUUGCCAGACGCCCCCACCAGCAGCAGCAGCAGCUUGUCGCGGAUAGAGGACCCGACGCAGCACACCACCACGUUGCUAUGCGACGCGACGUUCCUUCCCCAGCAGCAGCAGCACCAACUGUCGAUGAUGCACCAUCAGAUGCAGCAGCCGAUGGACCAGGUGCCCUCCCCUUGCCUGUCCACCGCCUCCAGCUCCCCCUCCGAGACAUCGUCGGAGAGUUCCUACGAGUAUUACGAGGCUCUGGAAGGUUCGCUGGAGGAGGACCUGCAGGACAUCUCCAACUGGAUCACCGAGCUGUGCAGCGCGCAGGACAUGCAGGCGCACGGUGAUGCUGAAGACACCCCGAACUUUCUCCGGCAACAGGAAUUGUGAACUGGAAACUUCCACUCCCAUAAACUUUAUAAAACGAGCUCUGCCGACGACUGCCCCCAGCUUCCUGUUGAGACUGACGUCACACUGAGGAAUCCGACAGGAAACGGUCUAACGGUCUAACGGUCACCUCUACAGGGUGUGUAUGUAUGAGUGCGUGCGUGUGUGUUUAACAUUGAGUGAAACAAGAGGAUAGAGAUCAAUUGCUUGUCUUUAUACACAGUAAACAUAUCAAACUAGAUUCAAACCCCAUUUCUAACUAUAGUUCAAAUAUUUUCAGAUGUUUACAAUUAUUACUAUACACUUAUUUUCUACGCAAACUUUGUUUCUCUUUCCACAGAGAACUUGAUAAUCGAAACUUUUGGAACUCUUUUGUAUAUACGAUAUGUUCCCUAUACAAGUUAUAAUAUUGUAUAUAGUGUUAUGUCCCCUAUACGAGUUAUAGUGUUGUAUAUAGUGUUGUGUUAUAGUAUUGUAUUUAGCGCCGUGUUCCAAGAAGCAGGUUACAACAUUGUCGAUGGCAUUAUCAACUGUUUUGUCUUACAUAAAUAUACUUUAUUCUAUGCCUCGUGCUGGGAUAGUCUGUUAAUGAAGGCCUGAUGGUUAAUGAAAUCAUUAAGGCAAAAAGAUAAUGAAAUGACAACGAAUUUUAGGUGAUCUGGUAAAUAUUUUGUUAAUAUUUUCGUGAACAUUCCGAAAAAAGUUGUAUGAGUUUGCAGCUAAAAAAUCCAAAAGGAAAGAAUUUUAAUAACAACAAAAACAAAUAUUUGUUUUUCAUUCGAUGUAAAUCAAGCUGUUAUCAUCUUAAAAGAAAGUGAAACUCAUUCCAGUCGUGAUCACAGACUGUCACAAACGUUUUCAGUUUGACAUUACAGCGGUUGCUUUAAAAGAAAGUUAUCUUUGUUAAUGAUGAAAGUGAUAUGACCCUGUUAGACGAUGAUGAUGUUAUACAGAGUUGAUGUUAGAGCCAACAGACCUGUAUAGUGCAGCUUAUACAUGUGAUGUGAAUUGCGAUGUGAUGUGGACAGUUGUGAUUGUGUGAUUCGCGAAGAUGACUGUGAAAGCUGUGCGUCUCAGGCCUCUGUGUUUCUAUGGCAACAAGAGUGUUUCUCUUCGAGUUGUUGGUGUUUGAAAGCAGAUGAUAUUCACGUUUCCCCAAACAUAAUUUUAACCCCCCAGAAAUGUCUUUUAAAAAUGGCAUGAUCGAUUUAACUGUUCACAGUUCCCCUUUGACCUUUGAGUGGGUGGGUAAAACAAGCAUAAAGAUUUUAUCACGAAAAAUACCAGAUACCUGCUGUGGCUGUUGUUAAAUCAUUUUCUUCGAUAAUUAUCUUCAGUAUACUCUUAAUUUACGCUUUUCAGAGUAACCUGCUGAAGCCGGUUAUUAAUAAAAUAAAUAUAAAAAUAAAAUUAAUAACAAUAAAUAAUAAAUAAAAUAAAAGCAAGAAUAGGAUCGAGAACACUCCAUCCCCAACCUCCCAGUCGGCACGUGUAGGUGACAUCAGUACUGAAAACUAAAGCCGACUGCUGCAGUCUCUCUCUCUCUCUGUGGUGCAAAAGCUGUGUGUGUGUGUGAGUGAAAGAUGAGAGAGUGAGUUGUACUCACAGCCAAAUGUUGAGGGAGGAAAUCUCGCCAUAAUGCGUUAUGUAGCCGAGAUUUCAGCCGCUUGGUCGUCUGGGAAACGACAGAUGUUAUGACAGGUGACAUGACGAGACACAAACGGAUUGGAAAAUAAUACAUCCUUCUCUAAGUAAACGGGCCAACACAGUGUGUGUUUGUUUAACUUUCUUUUACUCGUUUAUAUUUUUAAUAAAAUAAAUUCGUGUAAAUGUCUCGCCAUAAGUUGCUUUACUCUCUCAUGAACAAAGAUAUACACCUUGAUUAUUGCAGGUGAUUAGCCUAAUUUGUCCUAACUUCUCCCACGUCUAGAUAACUGGCGAUAAGAUAACAUCCUCUUGGGUCUUACCCGCACACCUGUAGAGAAGUGAGUACCUACACCAAGGUAGAUGCGGCUCGUGGGAUGGGUGGGUAGGUAGGAGAGGUGGGGGACCUGUAAAGCUAACUCACCUUCUCAGCACUGUUCACUUCAGAUGUUCAGUGAGCCAAUCUCUCACAGUCCACAGUGUUUAUAAUCUGCGUUUUCCUUGCGUGUGAAUGAAUAGUUAUAGUCAUAGCCUUUCUCCUUGGUUAGAACCAGUUUUCUGUCAUUUUCUCUUUUAUUCCUCUUUUCCCCCAAACAGCUUUCUACCGCCUUCGCUCGGUCGCUUCAGUUGCUUUUAUCCGCCAUUCCAUUCAUCUGCCAGCGACUGUUAUAAAUAUCACGAGCCACUUGUAACUGUGACCAGCUGUUUAUUUGACAGAAGUCAUGCAGGCGAGCUCACAAACAUGUAGAAAUACUUUAGACAAACAAUUGUACAAAUAUUAUACUUAUUCAUUCAUAAUACUAUUGCAGAGUGGUUGGACUCUUAAGUUAUGUUUCGCUUUAAUUCAAAACCAUUUUUUCUGCAUUGUACCACUUUGUAAUUUCGUUCCUUGCAUCACAGUCUGAUGUAACCUACCUUUCUGAACCGUUAUGCGUGUAUUUUUAUGUUUUAGUGUUGUAUCAACUAAAAUUAUUUCAUUCCUAAGGAAAUGCAAAGUGUCUUGUGUACUAUUCUAUUUGACUAAUUUAUUUUGCUUUUCAUUUAAUUUAUACAUUGUUUUGUACAAGCUUCGUGAACAGGACCGCGGUUUUGAUAUCACCUGUAUGUUGUGGGUCAUCAUUACCUGUCUUAUUUUCACGGUCCUUGGAACGCUUGCAAGUUUCGGUCUGCGGAAAAUAAUGUCAAAAAAUGUCAAAGCUUGGCUGAGCUAACUGCACCCUUCAUGUACGUCCAUGCAGUUAUGACAAUUAUUUUCUAGUCUAUAUUUUGCAAUUUAUUUGCGCAAAAAAACUCUGCCGGGUCUAUUUUUAUAGAGCUGGUGUAUUUUUAUUAUUUUUAGAAGGUCUAUUUUUACCUUAAUUGAUGUCAGGAAUGUUGGGAGACUGAUUGCACACACUAAUUGCUCGUCGCAGUGGACAGUUACAGACGACAGGAAGUAUCGGAGGGACACCAUGACACCUGUUGUGUUCGGAUGGUUAUGUGCCAAAAGCAAGGUCUGUGCUCUGAUCUUUGCCAUCAUUGCAAUCGUCACUGUGUUCAGUGCUGCCACUGCUUUUUGAGUGGACCAUGCGGUUUUCUGUGUGUUUCUUGUUUUUAACUGUUUUUCUAGAAGUUUGCUUUUAUUUUCUGAGGCUUAGUUGGUAUCCGUAGCCUGCUGCGCAAUGUAAAAGUUUUUACGAUGAGAGAAUUUAUUUCCCAAGUGGAAGAAGGAUUUUUUGAUACUGUAAACGUUUUUUUCAGACGACAUUAAUUGUAGCUUUAAAAAUGAUUUAACAUAAAGCUUGACUUUAAUGAUGUUUUAUGCUUUGUUUGUUUGGGGGGUAUUUGUGUUAACAAGCAAGAUGUAUUAGCUGAUGGAAACUAUUCCUACACACAUUUCCACUCGUGCUAUACAUUCCAAACUGUGCCUUCCUAUUCCAACAUGUGCUUCCAAACUCCAGCUUUUGACUACCCAUAGUGUCUUCCGUAUUUUCACACGUAGAGCCCACCGUAAUUUUUUUUUUCUGUGCCUUCACAUUCCAGACCUCGGUUUUGAUCUCCGAGCAGAGAAAUGUUAGCCUCUGAUAAGACGCGAGGGGAAAAUGCGAGAAACUUCUUACUUGAAAUUGAUAUGGUUGUGUACAGUGUAUUUUCUACUGGAUAGGUAAUUUGUACUGUUGUUUUUAUAACUAUUUUAUUGUUGUUUUCUACACUAUAUUGAUCUAAUAAAUGAACAAA
Pomacea canaliculata is the source of this 6550-nucleotide messenger RNA. Its product is annotated as putative mediator of RNA polymerase II transcription subunit 26. The transcript is spliced from 2 exons. The record is from RefSeq and is a predicted model, not a curated record. NCBI's taxonomy places the organism in Eukaryota, Metazoa, Mollusca, Gastropoda, Architaenioglossa, Ampullariidae. Gene Ontology annotation, molecular function: protein dimerization activity; RNA polymerase II transcription regulatory region sequence-specific DNA binding; DNA-binding transcription factor activity, RNA polymerase II-specific. Gene Ontology annotation, biological process: regulation of transcription by RNA polymerase II; developmental process. Bases 908 to 2692 code for a protein of 594 amino acids.